AGUGCCAGUGGCGGCAGCAACACGUAGUAGCAGUCGACGGCAACGCAACGCUAAGGAGAGAUACACGGAACGUCCUUUCUUCGUACGACGCGCCGAUCACGCAGUCGCAUCAUCAUCACGGAACAUAUCCUACCCUACGCAGCAUCUUGAGUGUGUCCACCGCUACGUGUUGCCGCGCAGCUACGGAAUCAGCCGGAAGUGCGCCUGGAAGCUGAUCAAGCUUGGCCCGCUGUUUGGCAUCCCCGUGGCAGAAUGAAGCUGUACUGGAGUUUGGCUCUCGUGGGCAUCGCUUUGUCGAUGAUUUUGAUGACCGCGCGAGCGGAAGCUGAUCUAUGGGACGAGGAUGACAAGCCUCUUGAAGAGGUUCUUGUACGGACAGAGCGCGGUACUAAAGAGCGAACAUCCGGCAGCUCCUCCUCAUCGUGCAGAUAUGUAAAGGGUCAAUGGUCGGAAUGCGACUCGAAUACUAAUUUGCGGUCGCGCACUUUGAACCUUAAGAAGGGUGACAAGUCCUGUGAGCAGACCAAGAUUAUUCAGAAAAAGUGCAAGAAAGCAUGCCGAUACGAGAAAGGCACGUGGAGUGGAUGCGUGAAUCAAAUGAUGACGAGAACCGAUAAUCUGAAAGCAAACAGCGACACAUCCUGCGAAAAGACGCGACGGCUUACCAAGAGGUGUAAACCGGAGACCAAUACUAAAAAAUCCACCAAAGGUGAGCGAUCGAACAAGAAAUCGGGCAAGCAGUAAUCAUCCGCCAACUUUUAAUCAUCUUCUCUAAUUGGGCAACGAAAGCGCACUCUCAUCUCUUCGACCCCCUUUUUAUCCUAUCCUUUUCUCGAUACCUCAUAUCAAUUGAUACUUUUCUCGAUAAUUAUCAAUUGAUUGCGGGGCAGAGCACAAAUUGGAUCGCGACGAUCGCUAAUCGAAGCGCAUUUAUUACUGCCUAGGGAAUCACGCAUUUCAGAUGCAGUGACGCGUCCUGUGCUACUGCAACCUCUUUCAGGGUGCGCUCUGCCGUUGGUUAAUUAUACAAGUUAAUUGCUGUUAAUAAUUCGGAAUGGUGCGCACGUCUCGAUAAUCAUAUCUGUUCUCAACGAUAUCUCGGAGAUUCAAACUUGUCCAGGAUCGCGUUAUGCUAUUGUAUGUUUCUGGUUUUUCAUGACGCAGUUUGAAAAGAUCCAUAUUUAUUUUAAAAAAAAAAUUAUAUUUUACACUCGAGUAAAUACUUUUAUAUUUAACCCAUUGACACAAUUUCCCUCGUAGAUAAAGUUAUUGAUCGUAUAAAGGUUUUUCUAAAAAUGGACAUUGGACGCAAGAUCUUGGACGGUUAAGCCGCGCAAUCAGCCGAGGAAUCGAUUAGGAACCGAUACGUAUAACAUGUUCGAGAUGACGAAAACAUAAAAUAAGUAUGGUUACUCGUCGACACAUAUAGUGAUGCAUUUUUAUGCAAUUGAACGACCGUGAAUUCAAGAAUUUCUUGGAUAACGCGAUUAUUUUCCCAUAGCUUUUAAAUUCAGAAAAAUCUAUAAGACCUAUUGGUUUCUUUAGUAUAUUUUUGCAAACUGUGCAUCAUUGAUUGUUCGAUUAACGAGUGUAGGGCACACCAUAGAGCUCGAUUAGAAGCAGUCGCCAUUUUGGAGAUUCGCAGAAAAUAAGAUCAUCUGCCAAAGCUGUUCUCCCGUCUUCCCACUAUGAUUAUUAUUAUUAAUAUUAAUACUAUUAUUGUUUAACACACAAAAAACAGCAGUAAUCCCCCAUUCCCUUCUCCUCUUCGGCUUAGCUGCUGAUAAAAACAUGAAGCUGAUAAACUUAAAAUCAUGUACAAUAUUUGUCAUACUAAACAGCUUUCAUUCGAUUGUCACAUAAAUAUACAAUGUUCGGUGUUCAAAGUAAUUGUGUCUUGUGUCAUAUAAUACGCGCGAGAUAUUCCGGAAAUAUUACGCCGUCGCGAAGGUUCGCAAGUUUAAAUGAGGAUUCGCGUGAAUGCACGAGAAACUCAAUGGUAAUCUGUAUGAGAUUGAGGCAUCCUGAUGAGAUCUUCCACGAUAAAAACGGCGGAUCAAAAAUUCUAAAAUCAAAACAAACUGAGAUCAAAAGAGUCGUAUCAAAAUAACAAUUGUCGAGAGAAUUGAACGAGAGUAAAAUGGAAAUAUAAAUAUAUAUACAUAUAUAUUGAAAUAUAUAUCACAGAAUGUUCGCGCGAGCUUAAUGAAUUUUCCCGGAAUCCUCCGCGCCCUUCUUGACAGGACACUGUCGUCAUUUCCGAUGUUAAUAUUCGCAGUUAACGUUAUAAUAAUGUAUCAAGUGAUUACUGGCAACAUGGAAACUCGCAAGCGAAUGAGCAUGAAAAUCAAACUAAAAUAACUCGUCGUCUCGUCUCGUCAAGUACGCACGCACGCGCGUGCGAGAAAGAGAGAUCGCUGGAUAUCUUUUCGACACCAUGAAAAUCAAAUCCCUUCUCCCUCCCCACAAGAUUGUAUUUGUUUUUAAGUCUAGGUGUAUACAAAGGCUCGUCGGUGAGAGGAAGUUAAGCUGUUCGUGCGUUUGAUACUGCACGCGUGUGCGAUCCGUGUACGACGUGUUUUGAAAAAAAUGCGUAGAAUAUAUAGUGAUGCGCGGGAGGAGAGAUUAUUUUUCCUGUAAUAUUUUGCAAAUAUCAUGUUUUCUUCUAGUCUCUCCCUCUCGUAAAUGUCUAUGCUGAAGGUUUAAUUUUAACUCUAUUUUACGAUUUAAUAUCGUGGAGUUGAAAAUCAACUUUUCCAUGUGUCAAAUUUCAAAAGAAAAAAAAAAGAGAGAAAAAGAUCUCUAGAAAUUAAAAAUUAAAAAAUUUGUAGACGCCGUACGUGGACUAGCGCACGCGUCGUUAACAAGCGCCUAGUUUUAGCUCUCGUAUUACAGCAUAUCAUCAUUACGCGUAAAGCGAAUUUAUUAAUAAACUAAGAUAGAAUUAUCUGUUUUAUGGGCUCUCUUUCAGGGUGUCUAUUUAAAUCUUGUAAAAAAAUUUCCUGAGAUUUCCCUGAUUUUUCAGAUAUUUUUCUUCCGAAAUCCAAUAAAAUUAGAGAAUUUUUGAAAUAAAUUUAUUUUGUGCGCACUUUUUAAUGUUCUCUCUGUUCAUGCAAUCACGAAGGCAAAAUAAGCCAUUUAAGUUUCGAUUUUGAGAAGAUAUUGAAAAGAAUAAUCUUUAUAAGCAUUUUGUGCAUUAUAUUUCAUUCUCUCAUUAUUAAUUAUAUAAUGAAAUAAGAAAUACAAUGAAUUGUGUACUGCAAACUCACGAUUCGUAUACGAAUGUAUAUAUCAAUUAGUUGUUGCACUGAUUGUGCUAAUUUGGUCGAUCAAUGAAUUGUCAACUAUUUACGAUAAAGGCAAAAUUAUCGAAGAAACUUUUUCACAAAAUACUCUGAAUUUCACGUAGAGUUUUUUGAUUUUUCAAAAUAAAAAGUUUUCUGAGAAUUCUAGGUUUUCCCAGGGAAUAGACACCUUGUCUUCUCUAAUUACUGUCCUCGUUCUUCAACUGGUAGAUUAAAUUCCACUGAAUGACAUUUCCAACUCAAAUUACUCAAAGUUGGAGCUACAAUUCGCAAAAGAGCAAAACUACGAUCUGGUGAACGAUAAAACCAUCUCAUAUUUUAAGACAUGAUGGCCACAAGUGGGCUCGUAUAUGCCGGUUGAAAAUAUUAAAUGUUUCUGAAAUGUGAACGUUACAUCUGUUUCACUAUAAGCGCUAAUUACAUACGCAUUUUAUGACGAUGAGAUCAUCAUUUAAGCUUUAAGCAAUUUUGUAUAAAUAAAAAUAUUUUUUAGUAUCCGAAACCGUUCUACGAAAAAUAUAUGAUCUACGCAUUUUUUACAAAGUACAAUUUCAUCCUUUUUAUUUCUCGUAGAAUUCUAUAUGAUUGUAUGAAAUUUUGAAGUAAUUUUGAAGAGUUUAAAUGCAUGAUGUAAUUGUCUCUUAAUAUAUAGAACAGAUGUAACGAUGUCUCGUGCUUGACUUCUCUGUGUGGAGCUCACAGGAAGCUCUUCAUGUUUUAAUCGCAUUGUAACAUAGCAUGAUAGGAAAUACGAAUCAGUAAAAAUCUAGAGACUAAUUUUUCAGAUCCUUCGAUAAAAUUAUACAGGACGUUUCAGAAAGGGUGCACGCUAAUGAUAAAUACCUUCUUGAAGAAAUUUCGAAAUAGAUUUCUCUCUAUAAUGAUAAAAAGUUUCGUAAAUUUCAUAUAUCGAUAUCUGUAUAUCGAGACUGCAAGAAGAAAGCUCGAUUUAUUACAAAUUGAAUUAUAUAAUUUUCAUUUUAAAUUAAAAUCUUAUAGGAGAAAAGAUCCCUUUUAAAAUUUUUUUCAAGAUAAUCUUUUAUCAUCUGCGUGCACCUUUUUUUAGAACAAUUCUUAGAUAUUCUAGAUAUUAUGAUAAGAAAAUCGUUCAGAAUUUUAUUCGUUAGAAUUAAAGCCAUUUGAGCACAUGAAUUGCCGUUCUAUUACGGACUGUUGAGUUAAUCGUCGAUCUUGUUGAUGGUUUAAUCUCGUUAGUAUAAAUUUUCUAUAAAAAUUGCAAUAGAAUUUUUUAACCAUUUCUAUGGGUUCCUACAAUUACAAAAGAUUUUCUACAUGUUUUGUUAAUACAAAAAGAAUAAAUAAAUUCGAUCAUAUAUUUUCAAAAAGUACCGAUUCGUUGUACAGAUUGCAAAUAUUUUGCAAUUUAGAGAGAGAGAGAAAGAAGGAUAAAUGUUGAACAUAUGUGUUUAAUCGCGCGGUUUCAUUACUUUGAUUUUAUUCGGUCAUUCAGACCACGUAGUUUAGGACAAUUCUGAAUAAGAUGUAUCGUAGCUCUCUCUCCACGUAAAGUCGAUAAUUUUCUUUAAAAACUACUAUAAAGAUUGUAUAAUGCAUCUACUUACUUAUUGAAAUAAUUGUGUAACCAUUACACAUGUAACAAAAAUCCAAUGUUGUCAAUAAAAGUAAAAUAUUAUAUAUACAA
Molecule: messenger RNA, 4968 nt
Organism: Cataglyphis hispanica
Lineage: Eukaryota; Metazoa; Arthropoda; Insecta; Hymenoptera; Formicidae
Exons: 5
Coding region: 253-744 (163 amino acids)
Biological process (GO): mesoderm morphogenesis
Cellular component (GO): extracellular region
Molecular function (GO): growth factor activity; heparin binding
Source: RefSeq, a predicted model, not a curated record